Messenger RNA from Trypanosoma brucei brucei TREU927, 1284 nucleotides. RefSeq lists its product as hypothetical. The transcript has a single exon. NCBI's taxonomy places the organism in Eukaryota, Euglenozoa, Kinetoplastea, Trypanosomatida, Trypanosomatidae. The record is from RefSeq and is a predicted model, not a curated record. Bases 1 to 1284 code for a protein of 427 amino acids.
AUGACGUCCGUGCAGUAUGCUCUGAGAGCAAAGCGGCGCUCGCUUCAGUGGCAUCAGACUGCGAGUAUGUUUCGCGAUGAGGUUCUACUACUUCGUCACGGUGAGAGACUUGAUCACGUUAAUCGUAAUUGGAAGUCUAACGUUGGGGUUCCACUAUCGCACCUUCCUAAUACUGAUCCUCCACUUUCCACUGAUGGUCGAUGGCAGGCACUGGAAACGGGGCUCUUUUUUCGACAGCAAAGGCGCCAUGCGAAAAUUCGGCAGCGGGAACUAGGGAUGCUGUCCAUGCUUCUCACUUCGCCGUUUCAUCGGUGUCUCGAAACAGCGAUAAUCGUCAACAUUACAGGCUUUGAUGGGAAACUUGUGGUGUUUGUAGACCCUUUGCUUGGUGAUUGGCAGUCAUCGAGGUUGUAUUCCCAUGCACCUGGUUUGGGUGGUAGCUACGAUCUUUGUGGGGACAGCAUUCUGUUUUGUCCUCAUUGGGAAUCACUGCAUGCCUCGUUAAGUUCUUUUUUCCGCACCGCUGCUUGUAAGCGUAAGUUGGACGGGAUGAGGAACCUUGUCGAUGAAACGACCAUUGCGGGGUGGGUGGAAACUCUUGAUGGGCUUUACAACGGAAAUGCCUCGUUCCUUCUGUGGACUUCACCUUCUGUGCGCAGGUCCUUACACCAGGGGAUCUCUUGUGGGGAUGCCUCUAUUUCUUAUCCAUCAGACCGGAGAGGGGGUUAUGCUCCUUGUCGCAGCAUUACCAACAACGGGAUUGCUGUCAAAUACCCAGAGGGUCCAGGUUGUUUACUUCUACGGGCUGCCGAGGUGGUACGGACGCACUUCAGCAACGAUACCGAUACUCCCUCCUCUGUCCCUCGUUGCGUUUGGGAGGCGGCUCAAGGAGAGGCUAAGGGACUACCGCGUACCUUUAGAGAGAGGUCCUCACUGCUCACUCUCUCAAUGAGUGACUUCGGCCCGCAGCCGUUCAACAGCAUCGCGUUACUCCCACCUACUCGGACGAUGAUUGUAACACACGCUGACGUUGUAUCGGCGCUGUUGAAGCAAUGUUGUCCCAAGAGCUACGCCGCUGACCGGAAGUUCUCUGUACCAUGCUGUAGCAUCAGCUACAUAUCUCGUUCUAAUGAUUUUUACCGCGGCGAAAGGGGCACUAUUGGCACUAAAGAAGUGAAGGAGGAUGAACAGGCUCCCCCGGUAGACCGUAACCAAGAGUGGGAUAUAGGUGCUGUUGGCUCGUUCAGUCAUUUGCAGUCUGCUACCGUGUUACAAUACACCUAG